Peromyscus californicus insignis is the source of this 5564-nucleotide messenger RNA. RefSeq names its product tubulin alpha-3 chain-like. Gene Ontology annotation, molecular function: GTP binding; structural constituent of cytoskeleton. The coding region runs from base 2809 to 4212 and encodes 467 amino acids. The transcript is spliced from 4 exons. NCBI's taxonomy places the organism in Eukaryota, Metazoa, Chordata, Mammalia, Rodentia, Cricetidae. The record is from RefSeq and is a predicted model, not a curated record. Gene Ontology annotation, cellular component: cytoplasm; microtubule. Gene Ontology annotation, biological process: mitotic cell cycle; microtubule cytoskeleton organization.
UUUUUUUUUUUUGGUUUUUCGAGACAGGGUUUCUCUGUGUAGCUUUGCGCCUUUCCUGGGACUCACUUGGUAGCCCAGGCUGGCCUCGAACUCACAGAGAUCCGCCUGGCUCUGCCUCCCGAGUGCUGGGAUUAAAGGCGUGCGCCACCACCGCCCGGCCUUUGUUUGGAAUUUUAAGACAGUCUCCUAGCCCGUGUUGUGGUGGACUUGAGCUGUUGUCUGUCGGGAGAUGGCCUUGAACUGGUAGGCCCGCCCUCUGCCUCCUCCGUGUGGGGAUCGCCAAGAGUUUGCCACCAGCUUCACCCAGCUUCCCAAAGAACUUCUUGGUUUGUGGCUACGGCUGUUUUUUAUGUUCUGUGGUUAAGUAGGAUAGUUUGUUCACAUUAGAAAGUAAAUCUGAGAUGUGUGCUGUGGCAUGCCUAAUCUCAAGUGCUAGGUGGGCUGAGACAGGAAGAUUAGAUUUCAAGACUAGUCUGAGCAAAUUUGAGGCCGGCCUGGGCUACAAGAACUUACGAAAAAAACAAAACUAAGAACCUAUUUAAAGUGGUUUUUUUUUUUCCCUUUGAUUGAAAUUGUUGUAUGUGUAUGCCUGUGAGAGGUUGUGUUCGUGAGUGCAGUUUCCCAGAGAGGCCACAAGAGGGCAUUGAAGACCCAGAAGCUGGAGUCAGAGGCAGUUGUGAGCCUGGGAACCAAACUCUGGUUCUUGCAACGGGAGUGCCCUCUGGGGAUUGGGGAUUUAGCUCAGUGGCCGAGUCCGGGGUUUGGGGGUUCAGCAAGCACAAGGCCCUGUGUUAUCAGUGAAAUUAUGCUCCAUAACCCAUGAUUUACAAAAAACUGUUUUCUCAAUAAGUUUAUAUCCACAUUUAUAGCUAUCCUGGUUCACGUUUGGCCCAUGGGCCAUAGAUAGGAUGCUUCUGAUGUAGAGUAUGUCAUGUGACAUCUUGCAAAUUUCAUUUGAUCUCUAGAUAUUUGUGGGGAUAACUUAUUUAAAACUGAACAAAGUAGUUGCUAAGUGAAGUUAGGUCCUGUAGUUAUAAAUGCUAUUCCAUUUAUAACUGAUUACUUGGGUUGAAUCAAACAUACAAUUUAUAAAUGUAGAACUAAAGAAACCCGUAAGUUAGAUGAUGGUGGCACAUAUUUAUAAUCCUAGUAUCUGUAUGCUGAGGCAGAAAGAUUUCAGUUCCCAGGCCAGCCUGGGCUAUAUAGCCAGUCCUGGCCUUAAAAAUUUUAAAUAAAGGGGGAAAAAAUCAGAUGAUAUUGUAGAAAAUUAGGAUGUGUUACAUUUGUUUAUGCUAUGGAACAUUUAAUAAUGCAAAGGUGUGUUGCAUUCUUUUAUGUUGCAUUUGUUUAACUCUGUGAAGCUGUGUUACUGUGCCUGUCUGAAACACCUGAUGGGCAUUCAGCUCUUUACUAGACUAAUAGCUAGGCAGGAGAGAGGAUAGGUGGGGCUGGCAGGAGAGAGGAGAAAUGUAAGGAGAAAUCUUGGAGGAAAAGCAGGAACAAGAGAGGAAGGAAGACUAGGGGCCAGCCAGCCACAGAGUAAGAGUGAAAGUAAGAUUUACAGAAGUAAGAAAAGGAAAAAGCCCAGAGGCAAAAGGUAGGUGGGAUAAAUUAAGAGAAGCUGGCAAGAAACCAGCCAAGCUAAAGGCAGGGCAUUUAUAAUUAAGAAUAAGCCUCUGUGGUUUAUUUGGGAGCUAGGUGGUGCCCCCCCAAAAAGAGCAAAGACUAAAAGAGUAUAAAAACUAACAACUACAGGAUAGUGCAGUAUCUCAAUACUUAACGACGUCUGGAAGUGUUACGUCCCUAGACCUGACAGGAAGAGUGAUUGCUCUAAGGAUGGUAUCUCUGUGAAGAACAUUAACUCAGGAGUUAUGAGGCCAUAGGGAUGGCAAUGCUCAGAUGUAGUGAUCAUGAGUCAACUUCCUGGUACUCGGAAUGGCAUGGAGAGUGAUUAAAAAGGGUUGAUCUAGAUGGGCAGAUAGAAGACAGUGACUGUCCAGGCCGGGUGAUCUGGGACCUGUUGUUUUUCCUUACUGGACUUUAUCUUAUCCUUUAGUUGGGCCACAGUUAAAACCUGAUAGAUUUUUAGGGAGUUACUGUGACUCUCCCUAAUGAGCUAAAUUGUUGACAUUGCAUGGUUUUCCAAGUCUUAAGCAUAUUUUUGAAGAGUGAGAAACAUUUAUGCCCUGGGGCUGCUACUUAAUAGUAUGGUUGGCCUGGUGUGAUUGUUUUCAUCUGUUAUCCUAGCACUUGAGAAGCUGAGGCAAGAGGAUUGCCACUAGUUUGUUUGAAGCCAGCCGGGGUCAAUGAAACUACAUAUCAAAAUAGGACAAGUUUAGAGCAGACCACGCUGUGUGACCUGUGUGUAAAUGUGUGUGUUUGUCUCGGGAUAGGGUUGGACUUGAACUCUACUUAAUCUUUCCUUCUGGGUACUGGGAUUAUGGGCCUGUGCAAGCAUACCUGGUGGCACUCAGUUUUCUUGGGUGUGUGUGUGUGUGUGUGUGUGUGUGUGUGUGUGUGUGUGUGUGUGGUUUUUUGUUUAGUUUUGUAAUUCAUUUAUUUUAUUUGCAUUGGUGUUGUGCCUACAUGUAUGUGAGGGUGUCAGAUCUUAGAGUUACAGAUAGUUGUGAGCUGCCAUGUAGGUGCUGGAAAUUGAACCCCAGUCCUCUGGAAGAGCAAUCCACAGUGCUCUUAACCACUGAGCCAUUUCUCCAGCCCCAGCAGUCAGUUUUAAUAGAGAUAAAAAGAGUGCCUGAGCUUCAUUGUGAAUAAAGUUUGGAAAUAGACACUGUGGCACUACAUAAAAUUAUGCUGGUAUGUCCAUUUCCGUUGAAUGAAUGUCAUGUCUGUUCUGGAUUCCAGCGAGAGUGUAUCUCUAUCCACGUGGGGCAGGCAGGUGUCCAGAUUGGCAAUGCCUGCUGGGAACUGUACUGCCUUGAACAUGGUAUUCAGCCUGACGGGCAGAUGCCAAGCGACAAAACCAUUGGUGGCGGGGAUGAUUCAUUCAACACAUUCUUCAGUGAAACCGGAGCUGGCAAGCAUGUGCCCAGAGCAGUGUUUGUGGACCUGGAGCCCACUGUGGUCGAUGAAGUGCGUACUGGAACCUACAGGCAACUUUUCCACCCAGAGCAGCUGAUCACUGGGAAGGAGGAUGCGGCCAAUAAUUAUGCCAGAGGUCAUUACACCAUUGGCAAGGAGAUUGUCGACCUGGUCCUGGACCGGAUCCGAAAACUAGCAGAUCUGUGCACAGGACUGCAGGGCUUCCUCAUCUUCCACAGCUUUGGAGGUGGCACAGGGUCUGGGUUUGCAUCUCUACUUAUGGAACGGCUUUCAGUGGACUAUGGCAAGAAGUCCAAGCUGGAAUUUGCCAUUUACCCAGCCCCCCAGGUUUCCACAGCCGUUGUGGAGCCCUACAACUCCAUCUUGACCACACACACAACGCUGGAACAUUCUGAUUGUGCUUUCAUGGUGGAUAAUGAAGCCAUCUAUGAUAUCUGUCGGCGCAACCUGGAUAUUGAACGUCCCACAUAUACCAACCUCAAUCGACUGAUCGGGCAGAUCGUGUCAUCCAUCACAGCCUCCUUGAGGUUUGAUGGGGCCCUGAAUGUGGACUUAACAGAAUUCCAGACCAACCUGGUGCCAUACCCUCGCAUCCACUUCCCACUGGCAACCUAUGCCCCAGUCAUCUCAGCUGAGAAGGCAUACCAUGAGCAGCUGUCAGUGGCAGAGAUCACCAACGCUUGCUUCGAGCCAGCCAAUCAGAUGGUCAAGUGUGACCCUCGCCAUGGCAAAUACAUGGCCUGCUGCAUGUUGUACAGGGGGGAUGUGGUCCCAAAAGAUGUCAAUGCGGCUAUUGCUACCAUCAAGACAAAGCGCACCAUCCAAUUUGUGGAUUGGUGCCCAACUGGAUUUAAGGUGGGUAUUAACUACCAGCCCCCUACUGUGGUCCCUGGAGGAGACCUGGCCAAGGUGCAGAGGGCCGUGUGCAUGCUGAGCAACACCACUGCCAUCGCAGAGGCUUGGGCCCGCCUGGACCACAAGUUUGACCUCAUGUAUGCCAAGCGAGCCUUUGUGCACUGGUACGUGGGAGAAGGCAUGGAGGAAGGGGAGUUCUCAGAGGCCCGGGAGGACCUGGCAGCGCUGGAGAAGGAUUAUGAAGAGGUGGGCGUCGAUUCCGUGGAAGCAGAGGCAGAAGAAGGGGAAGAAUACUGAGUGUGUGGGUCUGGCUGGCAGCCAUCCAUGUACAUCUUCCCCACCAUUGAAACUAAAGGAUAUAUUUACUUAUUAAAAUUUCUAUAUUGAGACAUUUCCUUCCCUGUGUGCUGUACUUCCUAACAAAAUUCCUUUCUAGAUACCUGCCUUUCCCAAGUAAAAUUCUCUGGGGAAAAACGCACACAAUGAUAAACAGGUCUGUCUGUUAAGUCUUAAGUUCUAAGGACAAUGGGAUAAGGUGUUUUAAAGUACUGCUUGAGUAGCACAGAAAUGGACCGUGUCUUGGAUGCUUCUUAGGAGGGGGUCCCCCUGGGCCUCAGGUGUGUGUUCCCGGGCUGUGAGAUGCUUCAUUCCCACUGAAUCAUUAGCUUACCUCCCCUGGUGUUGAUUGCUGUUGACUUACCCUCACAUGGCCCAUGUUGUACUCAGAUCACCCUCUACCGAGCCCUGGUUCCUGGUAUGGAUGGAAUUGAGUGUUGAGCACUGGUCUUGGUAGGUUCUUUUAUUCGAGAACCAUGAGUUUUCUUGGUAAUGGCCCUUUGUCAGUCCAGGGCUGCCCAGGACCAUAUCUCAGUGUAGAAGAUUGUGGUACCACACCACAUAGACCCACAUGCAGUUGCUCCAUCCUUCUCAACCAGUAGGUAUGCUUAGAUGCACAAAUGAGCCAUGUAUACGAUGGCGUGAAUCUUCCAGAAUGACUGGUGCCUUCUUUGGGUCAAAAUGAAACUUCUGUGAGAGGGUCCAGGUAUCUUGAGUCCAGCAGAAGACCCAGUGUCUCCAGGUUUGGCUGUUCUUUUACAUUUGCCUGAUGAUGCCGAACAAACUUCUUUUCCGUCUCCAGGCCUCAGUUUCUCCUUUCUCAAGCAGGUGGUGCCUAUUCAAAGGACUGUAGGAAAUCUGCCUUCCCUCUUUAGCAGCACAGGUUUGUGCCUCUGCAGACUUCCCAAGAAAGACAAGUCAAGGUGUGCUCUUGGCUGCCUAGCUUCAGAGGCCAGGGCUUGUGCGGCCUGGCUUCUAAGUACCUCUACUUCUCAGUACUUUGAGAAUUGCUUUAAAUAGGUGAGCACCCAAACAGAAUGGCAGCACUAUGCCCUGAUGAGGAAGCCCUCAAACACCUGGUGUGAGCACAGGCUGCCAUAAGAGCCAAAGGUACUGAUUCUGCUUCCUAGUUGUAAUGGUAAAAAGCUCACUGCCGGCCGGGCGGUGGUGGCACACGCCUUUAAUCCCAGCACUCGGGAGGCAGAGGCAGGUGGAUCUCCGUGAGUUCGAGGCCAGCCUGGUCUACAGAGUGAGAUCCAGGAAAAGGCGUAAAGCUACACAGAGAAACCCUGUCUCAAAAAACCAAAAAAAAA